AGCUGGGACUACAGCCUGCUAUGGGAUGGAUGAAGAAGAGAAUCACUAUGUCUCACAGCUCAGGGAAGUCUACAGCAGCUGUGACACUACAGGGACCGGCUUUCUGGACCGUGAGGAGCUGACCCAGCUCUGCCUUAAGCUUCACCUGGAGCAGCAGCUGCCUGUUCUCCUGCAGACACUUCUCGGAAACAAUCACUUCGCCAGGGUUAACUUUGAGGAAUUUAAGGAAGGUUUUGUGUCUGUGUUGUCAUCAAAUGCUGGUGUUCGCCCCUCAGAUGAAGACAGUAGUUCUCUGGAAUCAGCUGCCUCCUGUGCCAUCCCACCAAAGUAUGUGAGUGGCUCUAAGUGGUACGGCCGUCGAAGCCGGCCCGAGCUGUGUGACGCUGCCACAGAAGCCAGACACGUGCCCGAGAAGCAAACCCAGGCCAGCCUGAAAAGUCAGCUCCGGCGCUCAGCGUCUCUGGAAAGUGUGGAGAGUCUCAAGUCAGAUGAAGAGGCCGAGAGCGCUAAAGAAGCUCAGAAUGAAUUAUUUGAAGCACAAGGGCAGCUGCAGACCUGGGAUUCCGAGGACUUUGGGAGCCCCCAGAAGUCCUGCAGCCCCUCCUUUGACACCCCAGAAGGCCAGAUCCGCGGCAUGUGGGAAGAGCUGGGGGUGGGCAGCAGCGGGCACCUGAGCGAGCAGGAGCUGGCUGUGGUCUGCCAGAGUGUCGGGCUUCGGGGACUCAAGAAAGAGGAACUUGAAGACCUGUUUAACAAACUAGAUCAAGAUGGAGAUGGCAGAGUGAGUCUUGAGGAGUUCCAGCUUGGCCUCUUCAGCCAUGAGCCCGCGCUACUUCUGGAGUCUUGCACUCAGGUUAAACCAAGCAGGCCUUGGUCUCAUUACCAGGUCCCAGAGGAGACCGGCUGCCACACCACCACGACCUCAUCCCUUGUCUCCCUGUGCUCCAGCCUGCGCCUCUUCUCCAGCAUUGAUGAUGGCUCCGGCUUCGCUGUUCCUGAGCAGGUCCUGGCCUUGUGGACCCAGGAAGGGAUUCAGAAUGGCAGGGAGAUCUUGCAGGCUUGCUACUUCCAGAGCCUGGACUUCAGCGUGGAUGAGAAGGUGAACCUUCUGGAGCUGACCUGGGCCCUUGACAACGAGCUCAUGACAGUGGACAGUGCCGUCCAGCAGGCAGCCCUGGCCUGCUACCGCCAGGAGCUGAGCUACCAGCAGGGGCAGGUGGAGCAGCUGGUGGGGGAGCGCGACAAGGCGAGGCAGGACCUGGAGAUGGCCGAGAAGAGGAACCUGGAGUUUGUGAAAGAGAUGGACGACUGCCACUCUGCCCUGGAACAGCUCACGGAGAAAAAAAUCAAGCACCUGGAGCAGGGGUACCGGGAAAGGCUGAGCCUCCUGCGGUCUGAGGUGGAGGCGGAGCAAGAGCUGUUCUGGGAGCAGGCCCACAAGCAGAGGGCUAUGCUGGAGCAGGACAUGGGGCGCCUACAGGCCGAGGAGGCUGGCCUCCGUGAGAAGCUGACCCUAGCCCUGAAGGAAAACAGUCGCCUGCAGAAGGAGAUUGUGGAAGUGGUGGAAAAGCUUUCAGAUUCGGAGAGGCUAUCCCUGAAGCUGCAGAAGGACCUGGAGUUUGUCCUGAAGGACAAGCUGGAGCCACAGAGUGCAGAGCUCCUGGCCCAGGAGGAGCGGUUCACAGCGGUCCUGAAGGAAUACGAACUCAAGUGCCGGAGGAUUGAGGACCUGCAGGACCGCAACGAUGAACUGCAAGCUGAGCUGGAAGGCCUGCGGACGCAGCUGCCUGAGAGCCGGCACAGCCCCUCAAGGGGCCCAGGUGGGCGUGGACGGCAGCUCUCUGGACUCAGCCCAGCAGUGAGUAUAGAAACAGAGCUGAUGGUGGAGCAAGUGAAAGAGCAUUACCAAGACCUCAGGACCCAGCUGGAGACCAAGGUAAAUUACUAUGAAAGGGAAAUUGCAGCACUGAAAAGGAACUUUGAGAAGGAGAGGAAGGACAUGGAGCAGGCUUGCAGGCGCGAGGUCAGCGUGCUGGAGGGUCAGAAGGCCGACCUGGAGGAGCUCAACGAGAAGUCUCAGGAGGUCAUCCAGGGCCUGCAGGAGCAGCUGCAGGAUGCAGCCCGUAGCCCCAGGCUUGCGUGGAUGGGGCUGGCACCCUGCUGCACACAGGCACCGUGUGGCCUGGCCCUGCGGCAUCAGAGCCACCUGCGGCAGAUCAGGAGAGAGGCGGAGGCGGAGAUGAGUGGAGAGCCGUCGCGGCUAGGAGCCCUGCCUGCCUGCGAGGACCUGACCCUGGGGCUGGAGGAACCACCGCAGGGAUUCCUGCCGCGCUGGAGCCGGAGGCCGGAGCAGCUGGAGCUGAAGAGGCCACAGUGGGUGGAGCGGGGACCACCAAAGCCGCAGUCCCGUGCGAGCAGAGAGCAUGCCCAGAUGUGCGCAUCGUUGGCCCUCGAGGAGGACGGGUGGGAGCUCGCCCGCGUGAAGCGAGCGGACAGGCCCCCCCGAGAAGCAGAGAUGCCGUGGGCCCUGCCGAAAGAUGGGCUGGUGGCAGGAAGAGGCCGGGAGGGCGCACACGGCCCUCCGCCAUUGUGUCCGCGCUGCGGGGAGUGGCUACUGGCCUGGCCGGCCACAGGCAAUGGCGGAGGGUCCGGGGAGGCGGCAGGAGCCGGGCCUGGCCGCAGGCAAGACCAGGACAAAGACGCUGUGCAGAGUCCGGCCUCCGCCCCCGCCCCAGCAUCCCACAGGCCCUCAGACAAGUCUCCCGUGCAGCCCCGUGGAGUGGAUGGGGGGACUGUCCCAGAGGAGCCAGAGCCUUUCUGUACCGGCACAGCAGGCCUGGAGCAGCCUGGAGCACAGGAGCUGCCUCUGCUGGGGACAGAGGGAAACGCCUUGCCUGCCCAGCCAGGGAUGUGGGAGCCACCCCUGAACCUGGCCGCCUUGUGCAGGGGACAGGCUGAGAGCCCACAGGCCGUUCAGGAAGAACCUGCGCGGAGCUGGAGCAGGGUGCGCCCAGUGGGGAGCCAGGGGCAGGCCUCGGAGGGGCAGGCCAGGGCCGAGGGCGCCCUGGAGCCUGGGUGCCACCAGCACAGAAUGGAGGUCACCAGGAGAAGGUCUUCGCCAUCCCCCUUCCAGCUCACAGACCCGCGGGGCACUGGACAGGAGCCCCUUGCUGUCCCAGGAGAGAAGGAGGCCGAAAUAGCGCUGGAGAGAGAGGUUGACAUGGAAACCAAACCUCUACAUCUGGAGGAAGUCGUCCGGGCUCUGGAGAAACACGAGAACGAUAGACUCGAGUUUCAGAGACUUACCGAAGAAAACACUUUGUUGAAAAACAACCUGGGAAGGGUUCGGCAAGAGCUUGAAGCUGCAGAAAGCACUCACGAUGCACAGAGGAAAGAAAUUGAGGUUUUAAAGAAAGACAGUGAAAAGGUCUGCUCUGAGAUGGAGGCACUCAACAGACAGAAUCAGAAGUACAAGGAUCAGUUAUCCCAGCUUAAUGACAGGGUUCUUCGCCUGGGGCAGGAGGCUUCUACCCACCAGACCCAAAACGAGGAGCAUCGUGUGACCAUUCAACUGUUAACACAGAGCCUGGAGGAGGUGGCAUGUAGCUGGCAGCAGCAGAGUGACCAAAUCCAAAAACUUGAAGUUGAACUUGAACGCCUGAAUCAGGAAUGUCAGAGCAUGCGACUGUCACAGGCCGAGCUGACGCAGACCCUUGAGGAAAGUCAAGGCCAGGUGCAGGGAGCUCACCUGAGGCUGAGGCAGGCCCAGGCCCAGCACUGGCAGGAGGUCCGGCAGCUGCAGGAGCAGAUGGGUCAGCUGGUGCCCCGGGACCACGUGGCUGAGCUGCAGCGCCUGCUCCAUCUCCAGGGAGAGCGGGCCGGGAGACGCCUGGAUGCGCAGCGGGAAGAACAUGAGAAACAGCUGAAAGCCACAGAAGAGCGAGCAGAAGAGGCGGAGAUGAUUCUGAAGAAUAUGGAAAUGCUGCUCCAAGAGAAAGCGGAUGAGCUGAAGGAGCAGUUUGAAAAGAACACAAAGUCCGACCUGCUGCUGAAGGAGCUGUACGUGGAGAAUGCCCACCUGGUGAGAGCACUUCAGGCCACCGAGGAGAAGCAGCGAGGUGCCGAGAAGCAAAGCCGCAUCUUGGAAGAAAAAGUUCGCGCUCUCAACAAACUCGUCAGUAGGAUUGCCCCUGCAGCCCUCUCUGUGUAAAGAUGGAUUAUUUCCUCGGAUUCAUUAGUAAGCACAUCUUUUAAAGUAAGCCGCCAUGAUGCCCUAGUUUUCCAUGGCUCAUGAGUCAUGAGUCCUGGUACAUCUGAGGAUUGGGAUUAUUUGUGCACCCACCAGACAUUUAAUGAAUGGUCUGCCCUGGGCAAGACAGAGGUGGGGGAAUAUGCACGUUGCAAAAGCCUGCAUUUUUAUUAGCAGUCCUGAGUAAUUUCCCUUGGCAAAAUUCCCAGAUUUGCCACUCACUGGAGCCGGAUUCUCGGAGCUGUCAGCAAGGAGCAGCAAAGUAAGCAGUUGAGGACAGCACUUUCCAUGUGCAGGCAAUGACCUUCUGACCCUGGCUGUCGGAUUGAAAUGUAAAAUCAGGGCUCUGCACAGUUUUGCCAUUUUACUGUUUUGCUCUGAGCUGAGGUUAUUAGAACUCUUGGUGGGGGGUGCAUACACACAUUCCAGAAAGGCUUCACUUGCUGGGAAUGUCAACCCCGCAAGAAAGGAGGGGAAGCCCCUUCUCCAGGGACCCUUGUCUUAGGUCUGUGGACUCAGGGAUGAUGGUGUUUAUUGCAAAUGCACAAUCUUUUUCCCAUUGAAAUGUCAUCACACUGGAAAUUGCACUAUAUGUAAAAAAAAAAGUAUAGUUUUAUAUUUGAAAUAUAUAUAAAUUAUGGCCAUAUGGCUGACUGGAAUGUACUACUGUAAUAUAAAAAGUCACUGUAUUUGCAAUAAAUUCUUUUCUAUUAAAAUUGA
Cebus imitator (Panamanian white-faced capuchin) is the source of this 4969-nucleotide messenger RNA. It is a transcript of the gene NINL, whose product is annotated as ninein like. Gene Ontology annotation, biological process: microtubule anchoring at centrosome. Bases 26 to 4210 code for a protein of 1394 amino acids. Gene Ontology annotation, cellular component: centrosome. The transcript has 25 exons. The record is from RefSeq and is a predicted model, not a curated record. Lineage: Eukaryota; Metazoa; Chordata; Mammalia; Primates; Cebidae. Gene Ontology annotation, molecular function: calcium ion binding.